AUGAAGAAAAGAUCGCGACGAGGGAGGGGGAGGGGCAAGAGAGGCGCCCCAGCACCCAAGGAGACAGCCUCUGGGGGAGGUUUGGACAACCCAUCCACCUCUUCCCCUGCCCUCAGCGAGGACACAGAGGUCGAGGACGGUCCCGAGGCGACCCCUGACCCACAAGGGGAAGAUAACUGUGGAAUCGACGGGCCCGUAACUCCGUUCUCUUCUUCAAGUAAUCGACAUUGUGACGGCGCCGUAAGUGAAAACGUUGACUCGAAUCUCACGGCAACGCCGGCUGAUAGAUCCGGAAACGUACCCAGCCCGGCUUAUUUAUCCGGCGUCCCGGCUUAUUUGACCGGCGCCCCGGCCUACUUGACCGGCGCCCCCGCCCACAGUAGCAGCAGCAACAGCAGCGUAGACGGCGACGGCGGGUCGGACGCCGGCGACAACGAGCAGAUGCACACGGGGUUUAUGCAGACCGGACCCAAGAACUACCGCGUGGGCAGCACCGUGGUCAACCUCAACAACUGCUCGGACGACGACAUCACGCCGGAGUUCCGGCAGAACGACAUCUGCCUGCAGGUUGAGUGUGGCGAGAACCGGGCGCUGAUGUACAUGUCCAAGUUGUACCAGGGCAGCAAGGGCAAGUGCAUCGAGCUGGGGGACAAGUGGUACACGCCCAACGAGUUCCAGGCGGUGUCUGGCAGGGAGUCGGCCAAGGACUGGAAGCGGUCAAUCCGGCACCACGGGCGGAGUCUCAAGCUGCUGCUGAGCAAGAACGUCCUGGACGUCCACCCCGCGGCCUGCAGGUGUGACUCGUGCAGUCAGCUACAGCUGCUG
Molecule: messenger RNA, 825 nt
Organism: Physella acuta
Lineage: Eukaryota; Metazoa; Mollusca; Gastropoda; Physidae
Product: deformed epidermal autoregulatory factor 1 homolog
Molecular function (GO): DNA binding
Source: RefSeq, a predicted model, not a curated record